UGGAAGCAGAGAUGUAUUUUAGAUAAGGACGUCUCAUUUGGGACUGUUGGUUCUCACGAGAGAAUGAGGAGGUAAUUUUUGAGAUCUUGCAUGGUGACACGAGGCGGCGGAGGACGGCGAGGGAGGUGAAGAAGGUCGUUGCAAUGUCGACCAACUUUUUCAAAGUUCGAAAGUUCCUAAGGAAAAUUGGGUUCGAAAAGGAGGAUAUAUACUUCGUGAAGCAGAUGGGAAAAGCUAUGCUCUGCACAUAUACUCUCUUUGGAGCUGCUUGGUUGUGGAAUGAAACUUCUCCGCUCGGUUGGUGGACACUUAAGCCUCGGCCAAAGGAAGAGAAAGAGAUGGCCCACCUCUACGAGCGAAGAAAAUUCCCUUAUCCAGGUGACACAGAAGCUAUGGAGGAGUUCAUUAGAAGUGGAGGCACACUCGGCACCACUAUUGGCCCCAAAGGGUUUAUUGACUCUGAGAUGGAUCCCGACAACAUACAGAAACAGUUGCAGAAGCAGAAGUUUGAGCAGGAGGCUCAGAAGCUCUGGUUUCGUAUGAGGAAUGAGGUCAUACAAGAGCUCCAAGAGAAGGGGUUCGAUAUCGAGUGAGAGAUAAGCUCCUACCAAAAGAAUAAAGAAUCUUUAUUAUAAAUGUGACGCAGAUGAUUAUCUCAAACCCGCUACUUAGUUUAGCAUCAACUCUUGUUGCACUUGUAUUUAUGUGCAUAUGGUUUUGCCGCGUCGUUGUAGAAACUGCUCUAAACUGUAUGAUCUGCUCAGAAACUGCUCUAAUGUUGUUGCAAGUUUUGUAGCUUGUGCACCAUCUUUACAGCUCGGGCGAAUGUAAAUAUUUUGUGUAUCUCAUACACCGUAUUUAUAACGUUGGCAGCUAUAAUAACUGCUGCGGUUUAGGACUAUAUAAUUGAUUAAAAUAAUUUAUAAUGUUUAUUCAACUAA
Ananas comosus (pineapple) is the source of this 941-nucleotide messenger RNA. RefSeq lists its product as uncharacterized. The record is from RefSeq and is a predicted model, not a curated record. Bases 144 to 593 code for a protein of 149 amino acids. The transcript has 4 exons. Lineage: Eukaryota; Viridiplantae; Streptophyta; Magnoliopsida; Poales; Bromeliaceae.